This is a messenger RNA of Dentiscutata erythropus, 532 nucleotides long. NCBI's taxonomy places the organism in Eukaryota, Fungi, Glomeromycota, Glomeromycetes, Diversisporales, Gigasporaceae. The record is from the annotation of a GenBank genome assembly.
UAGUGGUAAUGAGGAACAAGGCAAAAAGAUUUUUGACCAGAUUUCUGGAAUGGUUGCUAAUAGUUAUAAAAAUUUUCAUCACUUUAUCCAAAAAGGCCAACAAUCAGCAAGUUCCGGUGAUGGUGGUACUCCACCAGGCAGUCUCCUCUCGGAUAAAGUCGAUAAAAUUACUACUGAAAUUGACAAUUUUGGCAGAGCGAAAAAGCAAGAAAUUAUGCUUAUUCGUCAAGGUGCUCGGCUAAAUGAUUUCAAAGAAGGAAAAUUAAACUUUAAUAACAAUCCAGUCUACAAAGUUUAUUUAGACAAGACUUAUUUAACUGAUGAUGAAAUUAGUUUCGUAAUUAAAGAAUUUGCGGAUAAUCCAAGCGUUUGGAGAAUUGAACCAAUAAAAGGAAAUGAAUACUUUGUUCAUAGUUCCGCACGAGGAAAUAAUAAUCGUGAAAUCGGAACUUUGAUACAUAGCAAAGAGAAAUUUAGUGAGGGUGAAAUAUCUCCUGAAUACGGAGAAACUCGUGAAGGACUAGAAAUUUGA